CACAGCCUUACUCAUUGCGACAAGUUAGACUGCUCUUUCCCUCAAAACUCUGCGCCAAUCUGGGAGAUAGGAUUACUCGUUUCUCCUUUACCAAAUAUUUGAUUAUAUCUCCCUGAAUACACGAUUCUGACAAAGUUCAUCCAUUGCACGCCCUAACAAUGGCGCCCGCUCAGGUGGCCGAUGAUGUGGAUGGUUCUGGAUAUGCAAGUUGCAGAUGAAGAUGAGAACCAGGAGCAGAUCCUCAUCAAUGAAGAGUACAAGACAUGGAAGAAGAACAGCCCUUUCCUCUAUGAUAUGAUUCUAAGCACCGCUCUCGAGUGGCCGACCCUGACAACGCAAUGGUUUCCCGACGUCAAGGAACCCGAGGGCAAAAACUACCGUGUUCACCGUCUGCUUCUUGGUACCCACACGGCUGAAAGUAUGCCAAAUUACGUUCAGAUAGCCGAGGUUGAAAUACCCAAAUCAGUCGAACCAAACGCCGACGAUCUUGACGAGGAACGGGGGGAGAUUGGCGGCUACGGGAAGUCGGGAAGCACUGCUCCCAUCCGGUUCAACAUUGUCCAGAAGAUCGACCACCCCGGUGAGAUCAACAAGGCACGCUACCAGCCUCAGAACCCCGACCUCAUUGCCACGCUCUGCGUUGAUGGGAAGAUUCUCAUCUUCGAUCGCACCAAACACAGCUCGAUGCCCGAGGGGAAGGUCAGCCCCGAAGUCGAGCUCGUUGGUCACAAGCAAGAGGGCUACGGCUUGAGCUGGAACCCGCACGAGGCCGGUUGCCUAGCAUCGGGAAGCGAGGAUACGACCGUCUGUCUCUGGGACCUCAAAACGCUACAAGAGGGCAGUCGGAUCCUCAAACCCUCGAGGAAAUACACACACCAUACGCAGAUUGUGAAUGACGUGCAGUAUCAUCCCGUCUCGAAGAGCCUCAUCGGAACCGUCUCGGACGAUUUGACGAUGAAGAUCAUCGACGUCCGCCUCCCUGACACCGACAAGUCUGCCGUCACGGCCAAAGGCGGUCAUGCGGAUGCGAUCAAUGCCCUGUCCUUCAACCCCACAUCGGAGGUGCUGGUUGCGACGGCGUCCGCAGACAAGACGAUCGGGAUCUGGGACCUGCGAAACGUCAAGGAGAAAAUCCACACACUGGAGGGCCACAACGAUGCAGUCACAUCUCUAUCGUGGCAUCCGCAAGAGGCAGGCAUCCUCGGAAGCGGUAGCUACGAUCGUCGCAUCAUCUUCUGGGACCUCUCCAGGGUCGGAGAGGAGCAGUUACCUGAGGACAUGGAGGAUGGACCCCCCGAAUUGCUCUUCAUGCACGGAGGACACACGAAUCACCUCGCCGACUUUUCUUGGAACCCGAACGACCCCUGGCUGGUGUGCAGCGCCGCGGAGGAUAACCUAUUACAGGUCUGGCGGGUGGCUGAAUCGAUUGUUGGUCGAGACGAAGCGGAUUUGCCGUUGGAUGAGAUUGACCGGUAGAUAUAGAUAUCAACGGUCCGAGUCGGCACAUUGGAGCCUUGCUUGGCAUAGGUGUAAGCGGGUGGUCGGCGUUGGUUGGAGAAUGAAAAAGACAGAGAUCUGGGUCAGAACCACCUUAUGAGCCUGAGUUGGGACUGAGCUGCCACUUCAUAUAGGCUAAUCAUCUGACUUGCAUAACCCUACGGAUCUUUUAUAAUACGCUCUACAGCCCACGCAGUUAU
This is a messenger RNA of Sodiomyces alkalinus F11, 1697 nucleotides long. Its product is annotated as histone acetyltransferase type B subunit 2. Gene Ontology annotation, biological process: regulation of gene expression. The coding region runs from base 181 to 1476 and encodes 431 amino acids. The transcript is spliced from 6 exons. NCBI's taxonomy places the organism in Eukaryota, Fungi, Ascomycota, Sordariomycetes, Glomerellales, Plectosphaerellaceae. Gene Ontology annotation, molecular function: histone binding. Gene Ontology annotation, cellular component: Rpd3L complex; cytoplasm; nucleus. The record is from RefSeq and is a predicted model, not a curated record.